Messenger RNA from Aspergillus aculeatinus CBS 121060, 3222 nucleotides. Its product is annotated as hmg-CoA reductase. Gene Ontology annotation, molecular function: protein binding; hydroxymethylglutaryl-CoA reductase (NADPH) activity. Gene Ontology annotation, cellular component: endoplasmic reticulum membrane; peroxisomal membrane. Bases 1 to 3066 code for a protein of 1021 amino acids. Lineage: Eukaryota; Fungi; Ascomycota; Eurotiomycetes; Eurotiales; Aspergillaceae. The transcript has 4 exons. The record is from RefSeq and is a predicted model, not a curated record. Gene Ontology annotation, biological process: ergosterol biosynthetic process; coenzyme A metabolic process; isoprenoid biosynthetic process.
AUGAGGCCGAAUCCUGGCUGGGUGCAGCAUCGAAUCACCCCAGGGUUACGUGCACUUGUGGGACAGGCGUGUCGAUACCCCAUUCAUACUCUGCUUGUCACUGCUCUGGCAGCGGCCAUGACCUAUCUUCAUGUUUUGGAAGGAAGCUAUCGGGCUGCUAAUGUAGGUCUGGGGUCCGAGAUCGAGGCAGCUCCCUUAAACAUUCAGUCUUUCCUCUGGGGCAGCCGCACUCUUCGCCUCGGAGCGACCAGCUCCUGGAGAUGGCAGGUCGAUGACCUGCCUGAGGCGUCUGAGUUUCACCAAGCGAACUCUCACUGGGCCCUUGUCACCCUUAAUAUACCAGAUGCUUCUGUCGCGGAUAGUAUCUCCCUUCUGUCAGAUUCGCUCGCCCAGUCUCUCGGUGCGGAUCCAAUUCCGCCUACUUCUAACUUCUUCACUUCCUCUGAUGAUGCCUCGUUGGCGUUUCGAGUUCCAUACUUCCAACUAAGCGGCUUUCUGGAGGCAGUCGAAUCCAUAGCCUCGGAAAACGAGAAUCAUACCUGGAUAAUCAGGUCUCCUCGUGGAGAAGGAAGUCACAUGUCACUGAGACGCUGGCUCGGAAGCUCGUGGCUCUCGUUCCUUCACCGUGCCAAACAUGCAGAGACCGUUGACUUGGUGAUUAUUGGGCUCGGUUACCUAGCCAUGAAUCUGACCGUGGUCUCUCUCUUUCGGGCGAUGCGUCAUCUCGGCUCGAGGUUCUGGUUAGCAGCCUCGGUUCUACUCUCUGGCACAUUCGCCUUUAUACUUGGACUUGGCAUCACGACUGCCUGCCGCGUGCCUGUCGACAUGCUCCUGCUUUGGGAAGGUAUCCCGUUCCUGGUGUUGACGAUUGGCUUCGAAAAGCCGAUCCAAUUUACUCGUACCGUUCUCGGCUCGUCUAAAAACCUCCAGCGCAGCGGGUUACAGCAGUCUGCUUCCAUUGGCAACAAUGAGGAUGAUACCCACCAGAGCCAAUCGAUUUCCAAGACAAUUCAGCUCGCGGUUGAUCGAGAAGGAUGGUAUAUUUUGCGGUCGUAUCUACUGGAAAUCGGCGCGUUGGGGAUCGGAGCGGCACUCCGGCCGCAGGAAAGUCUCGGCCACUUCUGCUUCCUAGCUGUGUGGAUCCUGCUUGUUGAUGCUAUUCUGCUAUUCACCUUCUACGCCACGAUUCUCUGCGUGAAAUUAGAGGUGACGCGGAUCCGGGGCCCCGGUGCGCUUCAUCAAGCUGACGCGCAGCAUGGCCCUCGAAUUUUUGGGUACAAGGUCAAGCCUGCAAGCGUGGCCCGUUGGAAACUGUUGAUGGUGGGUGGCUUCGUGCUCUUCAACGUGCUUCAAUUGUCAUCUUUCUUCUAUCGCUUUAUGGGAGGAUUUAUGGCAAAAACCGCUCUGACCCCUACUCCUGUCAGUCCCUUCAGAGUAGCGGCCAACGGUCUGAACGAUAUUUACCUGUCAGCUCGCCGCGAGGGAGUAGAGACGCGUGCGACAGUGCUAAUGCCUGUUCGGUAUGUCCUAGAGUCAUCUAAGCAUGAUGUAACAGCCACUAGACGCCCCGUCCUCAUCCUCAACAACCAUCUGAUCCAAGCCGCCCGCUGGCAUGCUCUGCCCCGAACCAAAAAAGAGUCAGCUGUCAUAGACAGCUCCUCUCCGUCGUUACCACGCGCCCCCUCUGCCACUGACAUCAGCUCUCGCAGCCCCGAAGAGAUCGAGGCCCUGUUCGAAUCGAACCAAGCAACAUCUCUGACCGAUGACGAGCUGCUGGAGCUGUGUCUUCGGGGUAAGAUUGCAGGAUAUAGCUUGGAGAAGACAUUAGAGCGCAUUACAGCGGGACCGUCCAGCGCAGUAACCAGACUGGAAGCAUUUACGCGCGCCGUGCGGAUCCGCCGUGCCGCUGUAUCGAGGACGCCUUCCACGCAAGGUCUUAGCAGCGGCGUCGAAGAGUCGUUGCUCCCCUAUCGCGACUACAACUACGAGCUCGUGCACGGCGCCUGCUGUGAGAACGUGAUUGGAUACCUCCCUUUGCCCCUCGGUCUCGCCGGCCCUAUGGUGAUCGAUGGCCAAGCGUACUUUAUCCCGAUGGCCACAACUGAGGGAGUGCUCGUUGCCAGCGCCAGCCGGGGUUGCAAGGCUAUCAACGCGGGAGGCGGCGCGGUGACUAUGCUCAAGGGCGAUGGGAUGACACGGGGCCCCUGCCUGGGGUUCCCCUCUGCUUCACGCGCCGCUGAAGCUCAGCGCUGGGUCGAGUCGUCCGUCGGCCACGAGGUGCUCACAACCGCAUUCAACGCAACCAGCCGGUUCGCCCGCCUUCAGACCCUGACUGUAGCGCAGGCAGGCACCUACCUUUAUAUUCGAUUCCGCACCACCACCGGCGACGCGAUGGGUAUGAAUAUGAUCUCUAAGGGGGUCGAGAAGGCUCUCGAGGCGAUGGCUGUGCAGGGCGGAUUCCUGGACAUGCACACUAUUACACUCUCAGGAAAUUUCUGCGCUGACAAGAAGUCCGCCGCCAUUAACUGGAUUGGGGGCCGCGGCAAGUCCGUUAUCGCCGAAGCCACGAUUCCCGCCGACACCGUGCGGAAGGUUCUGAAGACGGAGGUUGAUGCGUUAGUCGAACUCAACACUGCUAAGAACCUGGUCGGCAGUGCCAUGGCCGGUAGUAUUAGUGGGUUUAAUGCCCAUGCGUCCAAUCUUGUUCAGGCGGUGUUUCUAGCCACCGGCCAGGAUCCUGCCCAGAAUGUUGAGAGUAGUAGUUGCAUCACGACCAUGAAGAACAUCAAUGGGAACCUCCACAUCGCCGUCUCGAUGCCCUCAAUGGAGGUCGGGACGAUCGGCGGAGGCACCAUCCUCGAGGCUCAAGGCUCCAUGCUGGACCUGCUCGGGGUGCGCGGUGCGCAUCCCACUGACCCUGGUGCCAAUGCGCGCCGCCUAGCCCGGAUUGUCGCCGCUGCAGUGCUGGCGGGCGAGUUAAGCACCUGCUCUGCUCUAGCGGCUGGCCACUUGGUUAAUGCUCAUAUGCAGCACAAUCGCAGUGCGGUGGCGUCAGCAAGGAAGUGAGGUCUCACCAACUGCCUACCCGCGUCCUCUAAAAUGGGCCACUGCCUUGGGAAGGAGACGGCAAAGCUGCACGGUAGGCUGGGAGAGUUAGGUUUUACCUGGCACUAUCAAUGUACUUGUGAGACUACGAAAAUAAGAUGAAUCAACCAGGUAAGA